Vitrella brassicaformis is the source of this 7763-nucleotide messenger RNA. The record is from the annotation of a GenBank genome assembly. NCBI's taxonomy places the organism in Eukaryota, Vitrellaceae.
CCACAAGCUCGCAAAAUUGGAUGCGCAGUUUUUUGGUGACCGUCUUCAGCAGGAGACUGUCUGCCUGACGGAGAGCCUCGAAGUUCUUCAUCUUGAUAGCCUUUUGCUUUCGUCCCAUUCGUUUUGACGACUCGGCGAUGUCCGGCCCUCCCCCGCCCCCGUCAGGGCCGCCAAAGGGAUCAGGGUGACCAUGCCACACACUCACGCACACUCCCAAGGCCUUGUGUCACUUCUUUGGCCUGUCCGUGUGUCUGUGUGUCUGCGUGCCUGUCAGCAGGGAUGGCGUGAAGCCCGCGAUUUGGACGCCGUCUGGGCAGGUGCCCGUGACGACGAGGGAGACCACUCGGCGGACGCAGCGGGAGUCCACGCGGCAGGAGAUAUUUCGGAAGCUCACCCACGACUACAGGCGGGAACCUGGUGAGGGAGGGACUCAAGAAUGACUGAAGAGUGACUCGCGAGACAACUCUCUGUCGCCUGGAUGGCCACCUCUCCCUCCCCCUCCCUCUCUCUCUAUGUGUGUGUGUGCAGGCGGGCUAGACCCCAAUGACGUGUCGAUGACCCUCGAGGAAGGUACCUAGGGAGACGGGGGCGGCUGGGGGCGUGAGGCGUCAAAUGAGUUUCCGCCUUUGUGCUGAGUGCGUGGCUGCGUGUCUGCAGAGACCAACCGGCUGUUCCCCGAGGCCACGGACGCCAAGACCUACCGGAGAAAGAUCGUGGAGGUGCUGCAGAAAAUCAACGUACGAAAGGCUCUGUGUGCGUGAACACACAACCCGGCUGAAGUAGCACAUGUGCAGGGAUCUCUCUCUCUCUCUCUCUCUCCCUCCGGGCGUGUGUGUGAUGGCCUGCCUGCAGGGCCACAAGAACCUGAACGUUCGUCGACACCUGAUGGCCGGCACACUCGACGCCAACACGCUCAUCACGUCCAAGGACUCGGUGAGCAGCGGGCGGGCGAUUGAGUCUCUCCCACUAGUGACACUCAUUCACCCCUCUGUCGUAUGUGUGUAUGUGUAUGUGUGUGGCUGCUCGCAGGACUUGAGUCGGUGGCGCAGCGAGCCGCCCCCCACAGGCAGUGCCCUGCGCGAGAGGGGCGAGUCGACUCUCUCACCGAAGGCGCCCCUACAGACCACUAUGACGUCCACGCAGCCAGGCGCCUCCUCAGGUGCGCCAGCACGAUGAUGCCAUCCAGCGAUCGAUUCAGUCACUGCAUGAGGUAGUUUCUUUGUUUCUCUCUGUGUGUGUGCCUGCAGGUGGCGGGACCCCUGAGAGCCCGACGGUAUCGCAGGGCAACGGGACGCCCAGCACGGCGGCCAACAUGAUCCCCCCGACCCACCUCAGGCCGCGCGCAGACGGGGUGCAGUCACACUCCACCGUCAUUCAGCCGCCCGGUGAGUGAGCAAAUGGGCAGGCAUCUCACGCACACACACCCUUGACACACACACAAACCCUUCUCUCUCAGACAAAGCCGCCAACCCCCGUGUGUCGCUGCCCGAGAGCGAGUCGAUGCCCACCUCCCCACAGAUCAACAUGGCCAAGCGCGACUCCAUCACCAUGAAGUCUGUCGGCAUCAUGUCGCCGUCCAAGGCCCCGUUCCCCGUCCCCGCCCCGCCCACCAACCCACACGCACACCGCCUCAGCAUCAGCAGCCCCUCCAUCAGAGACGCCCUCGCGGGCAGCGGGUUCGGAGGCGUCGGGCCGCUCUUGGCCAGUGCUGGUGCCGUUCCUGGUGGGCGCAUUGACGAGAGCGACCCCGAGACACAGGCCGACAGGAAGGUGCGUCUCUGUGUGCGUGUGCGUGUGGCGUGCGUGACCGAGGCAACAUCGGUGUGUGUGUGUGUGUUGUGUGUGCAGGUGUCGACACCGCCCCCUCCGUCGUAUCCUGCUGCCUUUCACAACCAGCACCAGCAGUAUCAGCAGCAACAGCAGCCGUAUGGGUUUGCGACGACGGAGAAGUCUGUGAGCGCCGGCAGCUCGCCGCUGCCCAAGAGCGACGACAGGGAUGAGUACACUGACGAAGAGGGGGGCGCUGGGGGAGCAGGUACAAACACACAACUCGACACACCAACACCCCACAUGUCGUUCGCCCGUUCGUUCCUUCGUGUGUUGUGUUCGUGCAGUAUACCACCCGGACCUCCAGCCGGACAUGGUGCCCGACCAGGCCCCAUCCCGUUCGCAGCCCACCCCGCCCAGCAGCACACAGCAAGAAGACAAGAGCGAGGGCGAGGAGGAGCCGUCGCCCCCGCCCCCACUCUCACCCACGCCGUCGCCCGCCCAGCACUACAGAGGCCGGGACACAGACACAGACAGAGACAGAGGCACUCUCGGGAGCCCUGAAGCACCGGCGACGCGAGAUGGGGGCGACCAGUUGGGAGAUGAGGCCGUUGAGGACGCCAUCGUGGCUAGGGAGGGGCUGGGGGCAAUGCGGCCACGGGGCGAGGCCGAUGAGCGGUAGGCAGACACACACACGGCCAGUGGGUCAUGCGCACGUGUGUGUGAGUGGUGGUGUGUGUGUGUGUGUGUGUGUGUAGGUAUGAGCAUCACCAGGAGGUGGCCAGGGCGUUUCAGAACUUCUGGCGGUGGGCGGCCGACGAGCUGUCCAGGCGAGGCGCCAACGACAGCGACGGUGUGGAGGGCCCCAAGACGCUGGAGGAGCAGAUCGAGGAGGCGCGCCACGCCAUCGCACACAAGAAGGACGCACUCAAAUGCAUGCUCACACAACUACAUGUACGCCGACCGCUUCGCUUCGCACACACAGCACACCAACACCAACACCAACACGCACACACACAAAUCUCUCUCUGUGUGUCAUGGUGUCGGUGUGAUUAGUCAUUGCGUGGCGCCUCAUCGUCGAUUGACGAGGCCGAGAUGGACCGCGACACCCGGCCGGGCAGCGACAUGGACAAGAUCAAACAGGCCGCCGGGCUCGAAAUACUCCAAAUGAGACUCGUAAGCACACCGACACCCUCUUUACCCUCUGCCCCUACCUCCCCAAACAUGUGUGCGUGUGGCCACCCGUCCCGUCCGUGUGCAGAGGAUGAAUGCGUUGGUUUCACGAGUUGAGGAGCUGGCUCACGGCCGCCAGGAGGACAGUGACAACGCCGACAUUGUCGAGAACCACAGGCGCAUCAAGCGGCUCGAGGACGAGCUGAACACUAUGCACCAGCAGAUGGCCGAGAAAGAGAGGGUCAGUGCUGUGCUGUGCUGUUCUGGACACAGAAUCGCGACUGUCACGUGUCUGUGUGUGUGUGUGUGUGUAGGAGGUUCGUGUGUUGAGUGAAGAGCUGAAGCGACUGCGUGAGACGGAAAGGGGCGAGAUGAGCCCCUCUCGCGACCCUGCCCACAACCAGGCCCUCAUCGAUGACCAACAGAAGCAGAUCCGGUGGAAGCCGUCCGUCUCACACACCAGCGAAUCUCUAGAGACAAAGGCAUGGAUGCCUCUGUGUGUAUCUGCGUGCAUGGGCGUCAUGUCAGUGACCUUCGCGAGUUGGUCCAGUCGAUAACACGCAGCUCCAAGGAAGAGGUGGACCAUCUCAGCGACGAGGCAAGCACCACGCCACACCACAGCCCCCCACACGCAGUCCUGACACAACCGCAGACACACACACACACACGUCGGCCUGUGUAUUGUGUCCAGAUUAAGCGCCUGAUGUCGGAGUGUGCACCCCUUCGCGAGCGGCGCGACCACCUGGAGGGCCGGUGCGCUCAGCUGGAGGCGCAGUUGGAGCAGGCCCGAGACGACGCCCACCAAGCCCGCAUCCAGAUGAGGGAGCGGGAGCAGCAAAUCGAAACCCUCAAGAUGGAAAACGCUAGACUAGUGGUCAGUGUAAGUGUGUAAGAGGAGCCAGCUGUGGUGCAUCUCUCUCUCUCUCUCUCUCUCUGUGUGUGUGUGUGUGUGUGUGUUGUCCUAUGUGUGUGUCAUGCAGACGUCGUUGAGCGAGGGUACGGUUGACGAGGGCACACGCACCGAGCUGGCCUGUCUGGAGGGCGCCAAGAGGGCGCUGGAGGAACAGCUUCAGGACAAGGAGGCUACCAUACGGGUGAGCUGAGCUACUAACUGAUGGGAAAGGGGCACCAACGAGAGAUAAGUACUCAUUCAUGGUGACGUGUUGUGUCGUCUUGUGUCGUGUGCAGGAGUUGGAGUCCGAGCGCGGUCGUCUGACCGAGGGCAUGGCAUCGCUCGAGAAGCAGCUCGCCACGCAGCAAGAACUCAUCAACAGCGUAUGCACCUCACAAGAUCCACACCGCCUCUGUCCUGAUUCAUGUGUGUGUGUGUGUGUGUGUGAAUGCAUUCCGCAGACCCCCACACUGAUGGAGGCCUGCACAAGCCCCCUGUCGAGCCAGUCGCCGCUGAUGCAGCCGGACCAGCCACCGCGCCCCAGUUCGCCCACGUACGAGAAUGAGCGUCUGCUGGCGAUGGGGCGCAUCGAGCGGCUGCAGGCGAUGCUGCUGGAGAAGGAGGAGAGGUACGGGGAGCUGCUGCUGCAGCUAAGGGCCGCUGAGGAGAGGGAGCAGGCACUGAUGGACCAGAUGGACAAGAUGGGACAGGAGGUAGGUGGGUUGGCGAGGGAGCGUAAGCCGGCACUUACUUACUUCAUCGGUCUCUGCCUGUCUGUCUGCCUGUGCGUGCAGAUGUCAGGCAUUGCUUCGGCGGGCGGCAUGUUGGCCACUUUGGAUGAGGACCUCACGGCCGUCGAAGGGUUCGCACCCGACCAGCAGAUGAACGCUCAGCUCGCAGACGCCAAGCGAGAGGUACACCACGCACACACACACACAUGCACCCACACCACAAGGGCAGGCCAUGCUCACAUCCUUUGAUCCAUCCCUCUAUCUGUCAUCAGGCGUCAGACGUGCAGCAGCAGCUGAUGAGGCUCACACAGUUGCUCUCGGACCGUGACACCGAGAUCGGCCGGCUCAACAACGCCCUCUCGGACAGGGCCACCCCACACCCAGCUACAGCCACAGCAGCCGCACCCUCACCGAAGCACGACAUCACAGCCGCCCCACCACCAGCAGCAGCAGCACCAGCCGCUGCAGCAGCAGCCACGCCAGCAGCGGCACCGUAUUCGACGUUCGCUCUGCGGCAGCCCGAUGUGUCACCCCCUGGCCAGACGUCCCCUGACGUCAGCAGGCCCGUCCCCGCCCUAUCCAUGCCGUCACCCGCUGCUGGCGGGCUCGACACUGUGAUGGAUCACGCCAAGGCUGCCAUGGUGUCAGUUCCCCCACCCCAGCAGCAGCACCAGCAGCAGCAGCAGCAACAGCAGGCGCCUAUUGUCCCGCCGCAAGCACCGCCGUCUCCCCCUGCAAAGGGCGUGGAGGGUCUUUUUGACGACAGUGGCGAGAGGGGAGUCGACCUGUUCGGACCCGAAGUGACGCAGCGCAGCGCGCACGACGACCGGAUGACAAUGACAGCUGUCAACCCCCCACUGCAGCUAUCGUCGCCGCCCGCAAGGCCUGGCGGAGUGGAGGCCCUCUUCGCUGAGCGGUCGGUAGAGGAGGCCUUCCCGGUCCCCCCACCCGUGCAGCAGCAAGUGCAGCAGGCCGCCGCGGCGCCCUUCCUGGUCGAGCAACAGGGCGGCUCGCCGGUCCUCAGCACCACCACUACUCCCGCGGCCAUCACUGUAACGAGCCCUGAAGUGGCCGCUCAGCGACAGCAGGAGCCUGCAGCAGAGACGGCCGAGCAGAAACGCGCAACUGUGAGCGACUUCUUUGAGCCUGAGGGCGAGCGCGGUGGCGGCGCCAAUGGGUGGAUCGACAUCGAGCCGGACGAGUUUGAGGGCUAUCCACAGGGCGGGCACCUCGCCAUCAGCCAGGGCGCCCUCAAGAGCGAAUCGAGCUCCCCACCAGUCAACUUCACCAUGUCGAGACCCACGCUGAGCGGCCUCAGCCCGCCGCUUCCGCCAUCCGAGGUGACCGGCGAGGAGAGGGAGCCGGAGGGCGGAAGGGGCCAGGGAGGGCCGGGCAUGACGCUUGCUGUGGAGGAGACCAGGGCCGAGGAGAGGGAGGUGGCGGCCCCGGCUGUCGUCACCCCGCCACCCCUGCCCCCGGCAAUCGCUCAGAUGUCUCCCGAUCGCACUGUGGGUGACCUCUUCGGCGGACCCCCACCAGACCACGGCAAGGCAAUCGGAGCGCCAGGCGAUGAGGUGCCCGUGACGGCCAUGGCGCCCCAGCCGAGCCUCCCUCUGCUGAACGGCACCACGGGGGUUGAAGGCGGCCACCCCGAGCAGACGGGCCAGGGGGAGAGGGAGAGGGCCAAGGUGGAUGACCUGUUCGGCAUGGAGGCCGGCGGUGAGGACAUGGAGGCGUCAGGGUGGGACGUCGGCCACGACGAGUUCGCGCUCCCGGCGACCGACAAGCCUGCCUCGCCUGCAAAGGACAUUGUCCGCGGUGCUGGCGAGGAGGAGGAGGGACCCCGUUCGCCCAUCCCCAACAAUCUGUUCGGUGACAACACGGGCGGCGUGUCCGAUUGGCUGCAGGAGCUCGAGAGCGGCGGCAAAGGAAGCGCGGCAGCCAACAAUGACGAGGAGGACUGGAUGCAUGGCGGGGGCGUCGGGGGCGGCUGGGAUUUCAACAUCGGCACGACAUUCGGAAACGACCUCCAGCAGCACCAGCAGCAGCAGGACCAGCCCAUGGCAGCGAGCCCCGUACUGUCCCCUCCCCCUCCGGCACAGCCAACCGCCACCACCAUGGCCACCAUGUGGGGCCAACACCCGCAGCCAUCCGCUGCGAUCCCUGCUCCCGCACCAGUGACCCAUGCGGCCGUGCCCCAGCCGACGUCUGACAUGGAUUUCUUCGCAUCGAUGGGUCUGGUCAAUGGUGAGGAUUCGCGGCCGGCCUCGUCUCACCCAUCGCCGCAGACGGUCCCGUGGGGGGCGCCCAUGACGGCCAGCACAGGCAGCGAAAAGGGCAGUGGAGGCAAGAAGGACCUCGGCUCACUCUUCGGCUAGGAGAGAGAGGGGAGGGGAGAGGGCAGGCAGGCAUGCAUGCGAAAGGCUCCUGGCCUGGCCUGGCCUGCUGCCGAUGGGUCUGUCUGUCUGUCCGUGUGUGUGCGUGUUGCGAUUGGCCGGUGUGUGUCGUUCGUUUUGCAUGUGUGGAUGCUAUGCAUGCUGCAUAGGUAGGGGCAGGCAGCGUUGGGUUGGGAGUCUGUCUGUCUGCGUGUGUGGAUUGUUGGCUUGGCUUAUUGAUUGCUUGAUGGUCUUCAUCCCUGCCUGUCCGCCUGUCUGACUGCCUGCGGGCCUGCCUGCGGGCCUGCGUGUCGUCUCUCUCUAGCAGACACGUUUUCUUGGCUAACUCUCUGUCCGUCUGUCUGGCUGGCUGAGAAUCUGAGUGCCUAUCUGUCUGAGUGAGUGCUUAUGAGUGGCUGGCGGAUUUCAAGGAGGAGGUGAGGUGCUGCAAACGAAAUGUCACAUCGCAUUUGAGCACAGCAAGCAGACAGACCAGACAGACCAGACAAGCCGAGCCAGGCGUCACUCGCUGCCAGUGAGGGUGUGCUCUCUCGGCAUGGCCAUGCACACACAGGAUAGCGAUGAUAUAUAGCAAUUCUGCUCGUCGGCUGGCGAGCGAGAGCGCUCUAUGGUGAGAGAGAGAGGAGGAAUUAAAGGAAGGAUUCGUUGGGGCCUAUUGGGUGGAUGGACUGGUUGGUGGUCGGACAAUCGACUUUUGCUUGAGAGACAGACAUCGCUGCUGCGUGGAGGAAGGACUCUUCAUGUGUGUGUCCGUAUGUGUCUCCAUCCCCCCGCUGGGUGAGGUGAUUCAACCAAAUAUCCCAG